Xenopus tropicalis (tropical clawed frog) is the source of this 1253-nucleotide messenger RNA. The record is from RefSeq and is a predicted model, not a curated record. NCBI's taxonomy places the organism in Eukaryota, Metazoa, Chordata, Amphibia, Anura, Pipidae.
AAGGGGAAGUGGCUGCAGCCCAGGGCGCGGCUUGUUUAGAUAAUCAUUUUCUCUGUACUGGGAGAGGAAGGAGCUGCUGCUGCUGUUGCCCUGACAUCGUCCUGUUCAGCCACAGUGCAUUGAUUUCAGGAUCUGUGCCCGCAAGACACGUUUUAGACUGUUAUGGCGUCAGUGUGGGUAGGCAGCAGAGGAGCUGUGAAAGAUUUCCUAGGAUUCAGUGCUGGCAGAGAUGCUGAUGCUAUUCGAAAGGCAAUCAAAGGAUUGGGAACUGAUGAAGAUUCACUAAUCAACAUUCUGACACAAAGGUCCAAUGCACAGAGACAGCUAAUUGUAAAGGAAUAUCAGGCAGCCUGUGGGAAGGAGCUAAAAGAUGAUUUGAAAGGUGAUCUUUCUGGCAACUUUGAACACAUUAUGGUCUCCCUUAUAUUGCCACCAGCUUAUUUUGAUGCAAAGCAGCUGAAAAAGGCAAUGAAAGGCACGGGUACAGCAGAAAGCAUCUUAAUUGAAAUUCUAGCAUCAAGAACCAGCAAACAAAUGAAAGAAGUAGGAGAUGCCUACUAUACAGUGUAUGGGAAAAGCCUUGGAGAUGAAAUCAGUUCCGAAACAUCUGGCGACUUCAGGAAAGCCCUUCUGUUCUUAGCCAAUGCCAGACGUGAUGAAAGUAUGAAGGUGGAUGAACAACUUGCUAAAAAGGAUGCAGAGAUUCUGUACAAUGCCGGUGAAAAAAAAUGGGGCACAGAUGAAGACAAGUUCAUUGAAGUUCUAUGUCUCAGAAGCUUUCCCCAACUCAAACUAACAUUUGAUGCUUACAAGAGUAUAUGUAAUAAAGAUAUUGAAGACAGCAUAACCAGUGAGAUGUCUGGUCAUCUUGAGGAUUUGCUAAUUGCCAUAGUAAAUUGUGCGAGAAACAUGCCGGCAUUUUUUGCUAAACGGCUACACAAAGCCCUCAAGGGUGCUGGAACAGAUGGGUACACUCUGACGAGAAUAAUGGUCACUCGAUCAGAAAUUGACCUUUUGGAUAUCCGUACAGAGUACAAGAAGCUUGCUGGAUACUCCUUGCACUCUGCUAUUAAGUCUGACACUUCAGGAGAUUAUGAGGCAACACUUGUAAAGCUUUGUGGAGGAGAUGACUGAACAAGAAACCAAGAAGAAAACACAAACCUGCAUUUUAAACAGAUAUAUAGUGCUAAACUGAUACACACUAAUGUGGCUCACUACAGCUGCUAAAUAAACCCGCUCUUUAAUGUGUUUCA